Morone saxatilis (striped sea-bass) is the source of this 1563-nucleotide messenger RNA. RefSeq names its product O-sialoglycoprotein endopeptidase-like 1 (gene osgepl1). Gene Ontology annotation, biological process: tRNA threonylcarbamoyladenosine modification. The transcript has 7 exons. The coding region runs from base 233 to 1462 and encodes 409 amino acids. Gene Ontology annotation, cellular component: mitochondrion. The record is from RefSeq and is a predicted model, not a curated record. NCBI's taxonomy places the organism in Eukaryota, Metazoa, Chordata, Actinopteri, Moronidae.
CGACACGGAAGCGAAAUAUGAGUAAAGACAGAUUAGAGAAUACACUUGUGCUUUCUACUUGGGACUAAAUGGACUUUAUGUGUUUCCUAAUGUGAAGCUGGGGCCACAUUCUCUUUAUAUCGUCCUCAUUUUGGUCAUAUUGUGAGUUUAAAACCAAAUGGGAACUAAGUUGAGGUCACCUUCAGUGAAUAGACUGCUUAAACUCCCAGUUGUAACAUAAAGUUCAUGAACAAUGUUUCCUACAAAUGCAAGACAUGUGCACAGGUUGUUAAAGUUCAGACACACAGUGUGGGGCCCCGUUGGAACAGCACCGUGCUCCAGACUGGUUCUGGGCAUCGAGACAAGCUGUGAUGAAACUGGAGCUGCUGUGCUGGACGAGACAGGGGACAUACUGGGAGAGGCUCUACAUUCACAGAAAGAAGUACAUCUGAGGACCGGUGGCAUCAUCCCCACAGUGGCACAGCAGCUCCACAGAGAAAACAUACAGCGUGUGGUCCAGGAGGCUUUGGAGAGGAGCAACGUGGAGCCGAGCCAGCUCUCGGCGGUGGCCACCACGGUGAAGCCGGGCUUGGGCUUGAGUUUGGGCAUCGGCCUUGAGUUCAGUCAGAGGUUUGUGAGGCAGCACGACAAGCCCUUCAUCCCCAUCCACCACAUGGAAGCCCACGCCCUGACCGUCAGGAUGCUCCAACCUGUCGCCUUCCCCUUCCUCGUCCUGCUCGUCUCUGGCGGUCACUCGCUUCUCGCUGUGGCCCGAGGAGUGGACGACUUCUUGCUUUUGGGCCACACUCUGGAUGAAGCUCCAGGGGAUACACUGGAUAAAGUGGCCAGACGUCUGUCCCUCAUUAAACACCCGCAGUGCUCCACACUGAGUGGAGGACAAGCUAUAGAGCUGCUGGCGAAGGACGGAGACAGGACGAGGUUCCCUUUUAAGACACCCAUGGGACGAAUGUACGACUGCUGCUUUUCUUUUGCUGGGAUACGAAAUCAAGUUACAAUGACGAUAAUUAAAAAAGAGAAGGAGGAAGGUGUAGAACAGGGCGCACUGUUAUCAUGUGUGAAUGACAUUGCAGCGGCGACACAGCACACAGUUGCCUCUCAUCUGGCGAAGCGCACACACCGUGCCAUCAUGUUCUGUAAGGCAGCCGGCCUGCUGCCACCAGACAAUCCCACCUUGGUGCUGUCUGGAGGAGUUGCAAGCAAUCAAUAUAUACGCAAGGCUUUAACCAUUAUCACUGAGGCGACAGGACUACACCUGCUCUGUCCUCCGGCAAAAUUCUGCACUGACAACGGAGUGAUGAUUGCAUGGAACGGCGUUGAACGGCUGAGAGAAGGAAAAGGGAUCCUGCCUCCAAACGUGGACGUCUUCUAUGAGCCAAAGGCACCGCUGGGAGUCGACAUGACGGCUGAGGUGAAGGCAGCAGCCAUCAAAGUGCCGUCAGUGAAGAUGAAGAUCCCCAACUGACCAAAAAAAGUGUUUUCCCAUGUUAAAGUAUAUACUGUGUAUAUGCUAUCAAUGUAUAAGCAUAUUAAACAGCUAUUUAUUAAUAAAAGUGUUUUUAUACA